UUAGUGUAUUGUGUGAAUGUCAAAUUUUAAAAUUUUUGAAAUUCUCGCCAGUUCCAUCCCCCGUACGUUCCGACGCUUGCAGGGAAUGGAACCCAGAAGACAGAUGCCGACAUCAACCGGAGGAGAUGGCCGGGGACGCUGCAGGGGGGACAUCGUGGGAGCGCAGGACAAGGUAAGUGCAGAAGAGAUCCCGGAGCAACGCUGCAGUGUAUUCCCAAGUGUAGCUCGGGGUUACCGCUUCUGGUACUGAAACUUUACCCCGAGCUACACUCGGGAAUACCACCAGGGAGGUUACGAUAUGACCGCUGUAAUUGCAGACAAUAGGGUGCGACUUGGCAUGCGAUUUGCAAAUUGCAUGGCAAUUCGCAUCCAGUGUGACCAGGGUGUAAUUGACCAAGCUGAAAUCAGAAGCUGAUUGGCUCCCAU
Staurois parvus is the source of this 426-nucleotide messenger RNA. NCBI's taxonomy places the organism in Eukaryota, Metazoa, Chordata, Amphibia, Anura, Ranidae. The record is from the annotation of a GenBank genome assembly.